Messenger RNA from Venturia canescens, 2280 nucleotides. Its product is annotated as PRADC1-like protein. Bases 287 to 961 code for a protein of 224 amino acids. The transcript is spliced from 3 exons. Lineage: Eukaryota; Metazoa; Arthropoda; Insecta; Hymenoptera; Ichneumonidae. The record is from RefSeq and is a predicted model, not a curated record.
UCUCGCUUCCUAAAGUUAGUAGAUCGAUCGAUUUUUCACAUUAUUUUUCAUAUUUUAAUAAUUCGUAGUAUUUUAAAUCAACACAUUCACUCUGUGUACAACCACGGUUUUGUGCAACUCAUACACCAGUCAGCAGUCGAAAUUGCAAUGUGACGUGUCACGAAAACGUGUGCGCCACAUACGUUACGUGAUCACAACAUAACCUCUUCGUCCGAUCCUACGUUUUAAUCUGAAUAGUUCCUAGCAAAUAUUUAUUUAUGUAGAAUAUAAAGUUUGAAAAGAGAACAUGGCGCCACGCGUUAUUGGUGAUACGCCGAAAUUUAUGGUUGUUAUUGCAACGAUUCUCAUCACAUGGACAUGGAACGUUGGGAUUGCUAGGAGUGCAGGCAAUUAUGAGCACCAUCAUGAUCCUCUGAUUAAAGACACCAUCGAAGAUGUUUUUUUCGAGAUUUUGCAUCCUCCUGAGCUCAGUUACACAUACAGAAUACGUCCCACUGAAGAUUUUGGAACACGUUUUAACGACAGUUUUUCGGGUCGGAAAAUCGCGCUUGUACCGGUAGAACCGGAAACGGGUUGCAGAAAACCAGACAACAUCGAGAAACUGGACGGAAACGUAGCACUCGUGUGGCGCGGGGAUUGUACAUUUUUCCAAAAAAGUGCAAUAGCCGAGGACUCUGGAGCAAAAGCAAUAAUCGUAGCUGAUUAUCAUACCAAAUCAAUCGACGAUGAGAGGGAAAGUCCAAUGUGGAUGGAUUACUAUUACAUCGAAAUGACAAGUGGUGAUAAUGAUCGUAAACGUAAUAUUAACAUUCCAGCCGGUUUUUUGUUAGGUAAAAAUGGUAGAAUUAUAAGAGACACCCUCAGACGAUUGAAACUUCCUCAUGCGAUAAUAAACAUCCCCGUCAAUUUGACGUUUUCCCCCAUUACGGACUUUCACCAACCACCUUGGGUUGCUUUGUAAAUGUUCAAACGAAACGCCACUGUGAUAAAUGUGUAAUACUUGGACAUAACCUCUGCAGUCAUUUUUGUCCAGUUCAAAACAUGAAUUGUAUCCUUUGAGUUUUACCGCUGUAUAUGCAGCGAGAUUCACAAGAUUUACUGGGACGUUGAAUUUUUCCAUCUUUUUUUUCAAACUAUCAACUUGCUAGGAAAAAUAUAAAAAAGUAACAAUACUGAGGCGAUACGUAAUUUUGUCAACUUAUACAGAAAUAUGUGUAGGAGAAUUUAGACGGUAUAAUAAAUUUCAUUCGUUGCCUAAUUUUUAAUGUCUGAACACUCAUCUAAAUUUUAAUGAAAAAACUAGAUUUUGCAACCCUGUUUGAAAUCUUUCACGCAUGUACGUACAGACGGAUCAGUCACCUUUUGAAUUUGGCAUUGUUUAUGUUCUUGAAAUUUUCACAAUAGAUAUUUCAUACAGACUGGUUUGGGUGGUAUUUGAAAGAACCUUAUUCCCAUUUUGGUGCAUAAAUGUUGAAAUCCUGUUGUGUCAAUUAACAAUUAAUAAUAACAAUCGAGUGGCGCAAUUAAGAAAUAAAAAUUCGUGGUCCAUUGUUAACAAAUUCUUUUUGACCCAACUACGUGGUUCAAAUUUUUUACUUACAAUUAAAUUGUGAUCCACUGAAACAUAAUUUUUUCUCAUCAUUGAUUUCUUCCCAUUUUUUUUCCAACUUGUUCAUAAUUUUUUGAAAUUUAAUAAAUGAAAAAUAAAUUCUAUGCAAAUAUUGUUUUCUUUUUUUUAGUUUUUUUUUUUGAUAGAAGAACACGAUAUCCAGUUGCAAGUGAAAUGCAAUUUUUUCCCUCUUCUAACACGUAGUUUUAUUAUUAAUAACAUACUCAUUUCAAAGCAGUAUAAAUUUGUCUACUUUCAUUUUUGUAUAAUAGUUAUUUAUAAUUUCAAAUAUUGUAAAGAUUGUUUCGUUGAUCGAAGCGUUUUGUGGUCUCUCAGGCAUGUCACACACAUAUGCCAAAGAAUAUUAAACGGCUCAGGUCGCACAGUAUUAAAAACAAUGGCAAUGUUGCUUUAAUGAAAAUUUCAAAUUUCUCCAGCUCAAAGAGCUUAAGGAUUCAGUCAUAAAUUUUUAGCAUUAUGAUAAAAAAAUGUAUUUUCACAGUAUCCCAAAAAAAAAAUUACUUAAAUUUCAGUUGAAUCUCAAGGAACUGAAAUGCGAAAAAAUGAAAUUGUUCUCAACGAUUAUAUGUGUGGAACAGCCUCCAAGUGAAAAGUUAAUAGUUUUUUUUACAAUAUUGAAAAGGAAGUAAAUAAAAAUAUAUCAUAUCGUA